Labrus bergylta (ballan wrasse) is the source of this 2613-nucleotide messenger RNA. RefSeq names its product poly (ADP-ribose) polymerase family, member 3 (gene parp3). The record is from RefSeq and is a predicted model, not a curated record. Gene Ontology annotation, molecular function: NAD+-protein mono-ADP-ribosyltransferase activity; NAD+ poly-ADP-ribosyltransferase activity. Gene Ontology annotation, cellular component: nucleolus; site of double-strand break. Gene Ontology annotation, biological process: double-strand break repair; protein poly-ADP-ribosylation. Lineage: Eukaryota; Metazoa; Chordata; Actinopteri; Labriformes; Labridae.
UCCGCCUCUUCCUCUUCCUCUGACUGUAAAGUGAAGGUAAACUUUCCGAAAAUCAGCUGCCCUCACUCAGCCCAGUGACAGCUUCUUCUUCAGCGAAGUGUCUGCAUGUGUGCCCGCCUGCCUUCCUCUUUCCCAGCCGACAAACACUACGUACAGUAAAAAGGAUUUUACAUCAGGAUCAUGGCACCAAAGAGAAAAGCUGCUACUGCUGCUAAGAGAGGUGGCAAGAAGGCAAAGGAGGAAACACCAAAGCCCAAAGAUGCCUUCACUUCAGCUAAAGAGGCUCUUCUGGCUGCAGGGCCACAGGUGAAAACUACGAGAAGGGUGGACGAGCACUGCCCUCUGUCAUCAUCAGGAGAGGUGUAUGAGGACUAUGACUGUAUGCUCAACCAGACAAACAUCGGACACAACAAUAAUAAGUUUUAUGUCAUUCAAAUUGUCAAAGCACAAAACAAAUACCAUUCAUGGAACAGGUGGGGUAGAGUGGGCGAAGUUGGGCAAAGCAAACUGAACAUGUUUAUUAAUCCUGAGGAUGCUGUGAAGGACUUUGAAAAAAAGUUUAAGGAUAAGACAAAGAACAACUGGAGCGAUCGGUCUAAUUUUGUGUCUCACCAAGGGAAGUACACCCUGAUAGAAGUGGAUGGAGAAGAGGAUGCUGAGGUCAAGGUUGACAGUGUGGAUGGAAAGCCUGUCAAAGUCAAUAAAAAUGUCCUUCCCUGCAUACUUGACAGUGCUACAAAGAGCCUCAUUGAGCUCAUUUUCAGCAACGACAUGUUCAAGGAGGCAAUGGAGUGUAUGAACUUAGACAUAAAGAAGAUGCCUCUGGGUAAGCUCAGUAAGCUGCAGAUUGCAAAGGGCUUUGAAGUGUUGGAGGAGAUCGAAGCAGCAAUGAACCGAAAAAGCAAAAGCGAAGUUCUGGAAGAACUUUCCUCAAAGUUCUUCACCAUUGUUCCUCACAACUUUGGCCGCAACAGACCUCCGACCAUUAACGACAGUGAGGUUGUGGGGAAGAAGAAAGAGAUGCUCAUGGUGUUGGCUGACAUCGAGCUAGCCCAGACUCUGAAGUCGGAGACUGAAAAGGCUCAGGAAGAGAUUGAGACAGUUCCUCACCCUCUGGACCAGGACUACAAUUCUCUUAAAUGUGAUCUCACUCUGAUGGACAAGAAGUCAGAAACAUACAAGAUCAUAGAAAAAUACCUGAAAGUGACUUCAGAUGGCUAUUGCAAACCAAAGAUUAUCAACGUCUGGGAAGUCGAUCGAGAAAAAGAGGGAGAGCGGUUUGAGGAACACGAUACUCUGGAGAAUCGCCGUCUGCUGUGGCACGGCACAAACAUAGCUGUUGUGGCGGCGAUCCUUAAAAGCGGUCUGAGGAUAAUGCCCCAUUCAGGAGGACGUGUUGGCAGCGGUAUCUAUUUUGCAUCAGAAAACAGCAAGUCAGCAGGUUAUGUGAGAUGCUCUAAGAACACUGGAGUCAUGUUUUUGAGUGAGGUAGCCCUCGGCAAAGAAUCUACCAUCACCAGAGACAACUGUUCUCUGAAAAAGGCUCCCAUGGGCUAUGACAGCGUGGUGGCACGAGGAACUGUGGAACCAGAUCCAUCUAUGGAUGUGUUCAUCACAUUGGAUGAUAAGACAGUUGCUGUGCCUCAAGGAAAGCCCAUAGAUCAGCCCCAGUUCUCAGACAGCUACUUCGGCAACAGUGAAUAUCUCAUCUACAAAGAGAGCCAGUGUCGCCUUCGCUACCUGCUGGAGCUCAACAUGCGCUAAUUCAGCUUGAGGAAAGAAGCAGACCCCUUUGAAAGAAGUUUAUUGAUUCCUUCGAUAUAACCGGCUUCCUUAAAAGCUUAGCUAUGUUCAUACUAACAUGGUUGUGGUCUUUAUUAUAACAUUGCACUGAUGUUUCAACCAUUAUGCAUUAAUGCCUUGUACUUCUCUGUGCCUUAUCUUUUGAACACUUUAAAACCGGCCUGCCUCUGACAGACGGCACUUAGUAAUAAUACUUCAAAGAAUUACUCUAUUUGUCUUUCCUGCAAUAUGAAGACUUUUUACUUCUUACUUGGUCUUGAAAAUGCUUCUAGAUGAUUACGACCUUUUUUUCCUGCAUUGCUUGCUGCUUUUUUUUUUUAAUAUGUAUUUUGCGUCUGCAUUCAGGUUUAAAUAUAUCAGCAUCUAGAUGUUGUUUUUUUUAAUCCAAGUGGCACGCUUAUAAAAACACGUCUCUCAGAAGAAAAGUUCACAAAGGAAAAAAGUCCAGUGCACCUUUGCUUAUUAAUACUGAAUGUCAGAAAAGGAAAUGAUGAUCUAUGCACAGAUAUGUUUACAGAAAGAAUAAGUGCAAUUUGUGUUUGAUGCUCGAACACUGGUGAAAAAAGAUGCUAGUUUGUUGAGCUGUAAAAAAAAAAAAAAAAAAAAAACUUUUGAGUAAUUCAGCAAAGCAAAAGUAAUGUAUCAUGUAAGCCAUGAGAAGCCUGUGCAAUGACUUGUCCUGCAGGUAACAAAUGUCACCAGAUGGUGUCAGUGAUGAGAGACUUCCUUGGCAUGUAAUGACCUGCGCAGUUUUGCACUAUGAUAAUAUUUGAAUGGAUAAUAAUUGAUUAAAGUAAAGUGCCCCUCUCA